AUGAACAUCUCGCAUUUGGUGGCUUGUGGACUUAUGAUCACCCUGCUUUCAGUGAGGACAGGGGCGAAGCCUCUAACACCCGCGCAACAGAAGGUGAGGUCACUUCAUUGAUGUGCGCGCUGCAAUUUGUGAGCGGAAUGCGUUCUUUGUUAUUGCGAUUCUUUGGAGAACAAUUUUGCAUUAUGCGCAAGUAUAACUCUAAUAUUGUCCACACUAUGGUGCCCCAAAGAACAUAAACAACGGAUACAAGUGUAUAGGCUACUGGCAAUGUAUCUCUUGGCAUGCAGGUUAUAAUUGCUUUACUUUAUCAUAAACUAAACUACUGUUCCUUUUUUAACGCGGGCGCUUUAAUAUUCAUAAUAUUGUUAAAUGUAUUAGUAUUAAGUCUAAAGACUAUUGUAUUUAAAUUACACUGGUCAUAUUGAUGAUAUGGGUUUUGUAUGCUUCUCAACGUACGCAUAGGCUAUUACUGGAAGGAAAGGCUUGUUUAUCAGGGAGAUAUAUGGAUAGAUAGGCUACUGUGUUUUACAGCAAAUCUACAGCCUACUUUCUUCCUUGCAUCAUUUUGAUAUUCAUGCUGGUACCCAAUCGCGCCUUGAGAAGCGAUCGACUGAACAUCGGAUCCUUCCUAAAUAUAACAUAAAUAUCGACGUAUAAGGCGACCAAUCAUACAUUUCAUUAUACCGCGUAUUUUAAACCAGAAAACGUAUUUUCCCAACCGUUUGGUCAUGAAAGCGCGAUGGUGAAAAAGCGCAUCUGCCUUCAAGAGACUUGUAGAACAGAUAUUUCGGAACUGGACAUUCUAUGCACGAAUAGUCCUAACACUAUAUAGCAGUGAGUAAUUAAUAUAUUACUGCACGCGCACCUGUCUUUCCCGCUGCAUACAAGAAACCCCAGAAGGAGACUAAUUUCUGGCCAGUGUUCGUCGCCUUAUUCAACCAAUGUGCAAUAGGAUACACACCGUUUCCCAUGCGUUAAAGCGCAACUGUAGCCUAUGAUCAAACCCAAAUUCAGGAUUUAGUUUUGAAAGAUGAGCCAAUUAAUUGCAGCAUUAAUGUGAUUUCUAUUCAGUAGCUAGUAGCUACACAUUUAACAGUGAAGGCUGCUGAGGGGAGGACGGCUCAUAAUAAUGGCUGGAACGGAGCAAAUGGAAUGGCAAGUGUAGACAGCACUAACAUUAUACUAGAUUAAGCAUAAUUUCAGAAUGGUUUGCUAUGGAAUUAACAUAAUUAUUUUUAUAGGACCAGUUGAAAACAAAAGUGUUAAAAACUGCAGGAUUUACUGCUUGCCGACGUAGACAAUUGAUGUCCCGAAUGCGCAGAUUUGUUGCCGUUUAUCAGAAAAAUUCCCAGAUGGGCUAUCUGCUGACAGAUGCUUACCCAAAUCGAUUCAAUUAAGAGUUUAGUAUCUAAAGCCGGUGUCUUGUUUCUGUGUCCCAGUCUCUUAGAAGUUUGUUGGGGGAGGAGCUGUCACAGUUCCUGGCGUCUGACGAGAGAGAGCGGAGGAUGGAGAACUUGCGCUCCCGGGUACGCUUGCUACGAGACCUGCGCAUGGAAACUCGCGCCAAAGGCAUGUGGGCGAGCCAGCCCAGCGCACGGAGACACAAACCUAACACCAAGAAAGGGGCCGCGGCCCGGAGUGGCUGCUUCGGACACAAAAUGGACAGGAUAGGCACCAUUAGCGGCAUGGGCUGUUAG
Messenger RNA from Coregonus sp. 'balchen', 1697 nucleotides. NCBI's taxonomy places the organism in Eukaryota, Metazoa, Chordata, Actinopteri, Salmoniformes, Salmonidae. The record is from the annotation of a GenBank genome assembly.